Messenger RNA from Brettanomyces bruxellensis, 957 nucleotides. RefSeq lists its product as uncharacterized. Lineage: Eukaryota; Fungi; Ascomycota; Pichiomycetes; Pichiales; Pichiaceae. Bases 1 to 957 code for a protein of 318 amino acids. The record is from RefSeq and is a predicted model, not a curated record. The transcript has a single exon.
AUGACUGGAGGCGGUGAAUCGCCACUUAUAAGAGAGGCUACACAUGCCGGAACAUGGUAUGUUGGUACACCCAGUGUUUUAGAUCGUCAAUUGGAUCAAUUUCUCAACGGCAAAACCAAAAUUAUCGAUGGUGCUCGUAUUUUAUUAGGUCCACAUGCUGGAUAUUCGUACGCCGGUCCAACAUUGGCAAAAGCAUAUGGGGCGUUUGAUCCAUCUAAGGUCAAGAGAGUCUUCAUCAUGGGACCAUCGCAUCAUGUGUAUUUCUCUGGCUCUGUUAUGACAUCAAAAUUCGAUGCUUACGAUACUCCUCUGGGAAAGAUUCCGGUUGAUAAAGAGACAAUAUCUGUUUUAAUGAAGAAGGACCCCAAGAUGUUUAAGCAGAUGAGUUUCCAGGCUGAUGAGGAUGAACAUUGCUUUGAAAUGCACAUGCCUUUCCUUUAUAAGGUGACGGAGAAUUCUCCAAACGGUGUUCCCAAAAUUAUUCCAAUCAUGAUAUCCGACUCGAACGAGAAAUUGGAGCGAAAACUUGCCAAGGAUUUGCAGCCGUAUUUUGAAAAUAAGGAGAAUGCAUUCAUAAUAACAUCCGACUUCUGCCAUUGGGGUUUCCGAUUUGAUUACACUGCCUACACUGCAGAUGGAAAAGUUGACUCCUUAACAAGUGAUCCAAGAGUCCCGAAAGGAGGAAUACCAAUUUAUCAAAGUAUCGAGGCCAUGGACAAAAAGGGAAUGAAGGUUGCCUCGACAGGAUCAUACAACGAUUUCAGAAAGUAUCUUAGUGUGACCGGAAAUACUAUAUGUGGUGCAAAACCUUUAAGUGUCCUUCUUGCUAUAAUGGAAAAGUACUAUCAGCAAGAAGCUGAUGAUAAAUUCCAAUGGAAUGGAUAUGCUCAAAGCUCUCAUGUGAUAAAUCCAAUGGACAGUAGCGUGAGCUACGCUAGUGGUUACGCUGUAAUUUGA